Molecule: messenger RNA, 4109 nt
Organism: Candoia aspera
Lineage: Eukaryota; Metazoa; Chordata; Lepidosauria; Squamata; Candoiidae
Gene: KIF24
Product: kinesin family member 24
Exons: 12
Coding region: 13-3990 (1325 amino acids)
Biological process (GO): microtubule depolymerization; microtubule-based movement
Cellular component (GO): microtubule
Molecular function (GO): microtubule binding; ATP binding; microtubule motor activity
Source: RefSeq, a predicted model, not a curated record
AGUGAAUAGAAGAUGGCCUCAUGUCUGUACGAAUGCCUCUGUGAGGCAGAACUUCAAAAAUAUUACCCCCACUUUACUGCCCUUGGCUUUCAGAAGAUAGAUGAACUUGCCAAGGUCUCCAUGAAAGAUUACACCAAACUUGGAGUUCAUAACAUGAAGGACCGCAAGCGCCUCUUCCAGCUCAUCCGAAUUAUCAAAACAUUGCAGGCUGAAGAGGCAGUGAGGAAAGAGGAGGAAGAUUUUCAGAAAAGUACUGUCUACCUUCGACCCCAGCUCGCUAGAUCUGGCCCUCGGAGGCAACUUCAUUUUGAUUCCCUCUCCGAGGAAAAGGAUGGAGGAAAAGAGUUUGCACCUGGGUUAUGUACCUUAUCCCACAGUUCUUCAAAUGAGAGUAAAGAUGAGUCUGCUGCAGGGUUCAGCCAUGACUCUGCGUACCAAAGACUCAGGAAGGACUUUCUGAAGGAACCUGCCAUUUGGACAGAGGGCCAGCUGGUUGCUCCAGCUUCAAGUUCACCUAACAGUAUUGCGCCUCUUUUAGGAGACACUGACGUUUCCUUUGUACAGAGAGUAGCUCAUAAUUCAGGGUACAAUUAUGGGGUGCCUCAUUCUUCCAUCAGAGCUAAUGCUGCUGAGAGAGAGACACCAUGGACUGAAACAGACAAGAUCCGUGUGUGUGUGCGAAAACGCCCACUUGGUGUAAGAGAAGAGAGGCGUGGAGAAGUGAACAUUCUCAUAGUGGAAGACAAAGAAACUCUUCUGCUCCAUGAGAAAAAAGAGGCAGUCGACCUUACCCAGUACGUUUUGCAGCAUGUGUUUUACUUCGAUGAAGUCUUUGGGGAGACAUGUUCCAAUCAAGAUGUAUACAAGAAGACUGCUCAUCCUCUUAUUCAACAUGUAUUUAGUGGAGGCAAUGCCACUUGCUUUGCAUAUGGGCAAACAGGGGCAGGAAAGACCUACACCAUGUUUGGCACUCAUAAAAACCCAGGUCUCUACGCUUUGGCCGCUAAAGAGAUUUUCAGGCAACUAGAAACACCUCAGGCUAGAAAAGAUCUCCACGUCUGGAUCAGCUUUUAUGAGAUCUACUGUGGGCAACUUUAUGAUCUGCUAAAUGGAAGAAAAAGGCUUUUUGCAAGGGAAGAUAGUAAGCAUAUUGUACAAAUAGUUGGGCUGCGCGAGGUCCAAGUGAAUACCGUCAACUUGCUUCUGGAGGUUAUUCUGAAAGGAGGGAAGGAACGUAGUACAGGAGCAACUGGAGUCAACUCUGAUUCGUCCCGCUCCCAUGCAAUUAUCCAGAUUCAAAUUAAAGAUGCUGCAAACAGAGUGUUUGGGAGAAUCUCAUUUAUUGAUCUGGCUGGCAGUGAGAGGGCGGCUGAUGCCAAAGACUCUGACAGACAGACAAAAAUGGAAGGAGCAGAAAUCAAUCAAAGUCUUCUAGCACUGAAAGAAUGCAUCCGUGCACUAGACCAGGAACAUGCUCACACUCCCUUCAGGCAAAGCAAACUGACGCAGGUCCUAAAGGAUUCUUUUGUUGGCAACUCCAAGACAUGCAUGAUAGCCAACGUAUCACCCAGCCACAUUGCAACAGAGCACACCUUAAAUACCUUGCGGUAUGCUGAUAGAGUGAAAGAGUUGAAGAGAGGGAUGAAGUGUUGCACACCUACUGUGAACAGACGCCGGGCAACAGGAAGCGUGUCUCCUAAGCGUAUCCAGAAUUCUCCUUAUAUGCAAGUUGGAGGAAAGAGCUCUCCCAAGAAGGUUAAGCUGGGGCUGCAGCACCCUCUAAUGCCCACACCUGCGCCAAAGAUGAAGACCUCCUUACUGUUUCAGCCAGCUCGUCUUCCUUUCUCUUCUACUCCAAAAGGGCAGGGACGCAAAGAACAAUUAGGCGCUCCGUGGCUCGGCUGCACCAGCCCAGUAAAAGGGAUUCUGAAGACAGAGCCAUCAGCCAAGAAGCUGGCUGCGGAGCCCACACUGCAUUCUGAGAAAAGUCACCUUGGGAAGGACUUUAUGGCAAGGAGAGAAGGUGGCCGGGAGGACAGGCAGCGGGUUAAAUGUCUGAAAGUGGAACCAGUGCAAAAGCAACUUGUUUCCAGGGCUGAUUUUUCCCAUCAUAACUCAGAGCACCCAUUGGACCUCCUGGGAGAAGAUGGGAGACCGUUUGCAGAACAGUGCACUGCAGCCUGGACAAGUGUUUCCCCGCAUCAGAAAGACCGGGAGCAGCACCUUCGGCUUUAUCAUCAGCAGUUCCAGCAGCCCCCCCUUCUGCAGCAGAAACUGAACUACCAGCCGUUAGAAAAGUUUUUGGCCCAGUACAAGCCCCAGGAAAUCCAGGUGACGCAAGAGGCACCUCGCCCAGUCCCUGUAUCCCCUCAGUGCCGUGAUGAAACCAUGCAGCUUGAGGAACUGGAUGACAGCGACUUCAGUGAGGACUCUUUCUCUCCUGGGCCCGGUCAGAAGGCGGCGGACGUGGAAGCUAAAAGGAAGUGCAACCAGAAUUCAUUUUUCCUCCAUCCGAGAGACCGUGGGGUUCAGGAACAGGACGCACAAGACGGACAAGAGCUGUUUUGUAAAUGGUAUGAGUCUGAGAAGAAGGGAGCUGCCUUACUGAGCGAGGAAGAGUCUACCAGCUAUGAAGAAGGCGGGAAGAGUCCGUCUGAUUGGAGUUCAGAGGAAAGAUCAGCUCUUGGUUCUUCCCUGAACAAUGGCAUGCCAGAGAAACCUUACUGCUCAGAGGAAGACAGCCUUAUGUGUAAUAGAAUAAAUUGCAAAGAACUGCUCGUUGAGCAGAAGCAGCUUAGACGUACAGGUCCAUCUCACGGGUGCCCCGAUGAACACUUCUCUGCACCAAGAAAGGAAACACAAAGUCCGCCUCUUGCUGCUAUCUUACUGGAACCCACAUUUUCAGGAACUACAGAAAAUAAGCAUCUCCCCGAAAGAGCAGACUUUUGUGGAGCUUUAGACUUUCCCGUGGACCUUGCUGAUGACUUGAUGACACCUUUGACUGUAUCCUUCCUUAACUCAGGGUCAGUAGAUAUUGAAGGGAAGGAGAUGAAACAAUCCCCUACAUCCAGCAUACAUGAAAUAAAUCACUGGAGGAGAAAAGCUGGCCAGGUUCUUUCUCCACAGGCCAAAUACAAGUGGCUUUCACAGCCGUGUCACAGUCCACAUGAUUCUUCUCUCCUCGGAGCCACAUCAGCUGUAGGUGAACUUCAUAGCUGUGUUUGUGGCUACGCUAGUGAAGAUCCUCUGGCUGAUUUCCUUCCUCGGCACAUAGAGGAAAGUACCUUGCUUCAUGGCAACCUACAAACUAGUGAACGUUCGACUAUCCUACGAUAUGAUUCUGAUCCCAAUGUGCCAAAGAUUACUGUUUCAUGGAGCUGUUCAGAUCGACUGGGUCUGGGGAAAGAAGAGGUUCCUGAGCCCUUGGCCCCGUGCAGUCCAGCUGAUAAGGGAGAAAUCUCUUCCGUUUCAAAUGCAUUAUCCAGCUCUGAUGGUUCAGGAAACGAGCAGCGCUCAGAAAGAAGCGCCCUGUCUGAUUUGUGCCUUGGGACAGUGGAGCUCAGCCAGUCAGAGGAAGCCUUCAGGGAUGAGGAAACGGGGCCUCUUCAGAAUAGACAUAAUCACGAGGCUACAGAGCAGGAUCCAGGGGCUGACUCUAAGGGGGCAACUGCUGGGACUGCCAAGAACUCACUGAGCGCUUGUGGUCAGGUGGAUUUGGCUGAAGGUUCCCUGAAGGAUAAGGAAGUGCUGGGAAGGCAGCUUGUUCUUCAAAACCACCAAGAACAACUGGAUGAAAUGGCAGCUCUGUGUUCUCAGGAAGAAAGCUUGAUCAGUAAGAUGCCAGACUUGGAAUUUGAGGACUGUCUGAUGAAACUCGAUGAAAUCCUGCAGCUAAAAGCAGAAUGCAUCCAAAGGACACGAACCCAGCUGCAGCUUUUCUUUGCUGCUCCUUCAAGUGGUGCGACGCUGCUGCCAGUUUCCUCAACAUAGCAAUGAAGUGGUUCAGCCAUGAAACCUGUUGCUUAGGGACAGCAUCGUACAGUACCAAGACAUUGGAGUCUCAUGCUUAGCAUGUUUUAGGAAGAAGCUAAAGGUACCUUUCGGUUAAC